This is a messenger RNA of Penicillium maclennaniae, 291 nucleotides long. RefSeq lists its product as uncharacterized. The coding region runs from base 1 to 291 and encodes 96 amino acids. The transcript has 2 exons. The record is from RefSeq and is a predicted model, not a curated record. Lineage: Eukaryota; Fungi; Ascomycota; Eurotiomycetes; Eurotiales; Aspergillaceae.
AUGUUCUUCGUGCCAACGACAGCCACAAGCGCAGGGCCAGGAUUCUUCUCCCACACUUCAGCGGCGAAGGAAGUCGAUAAUAUCAGCACGGAGACGAAAGAGACCUGGAGCAAAGUCCAUCCCAUGUAUGGCCCUGCCCAGGUUGAGCCUCCUUCUGCAGUGAAGCCGUACAGUAGAAGAGAGGCCACCGUCAAGAACCCAGGCAAGAUCAGCAGUAUCAGUCUGUGUUCUGGGGUUAAUGACAUCCCGAUAGUCGAACCGAGGACGACUGAAGCCAACAAGGUGGCGUAA